Messenger RNA from Radiomyces spectabilis, 1227 nucleotides. RefSeq lists its product as uncharacterized. NCBI's taxonomy places the organism in Eukaryota, Fungi, Mucoromycota, Mucoromycetes, Mucorales, Radiomycetaceae. Gene Ontology annotation, molecular function: protein binding. The record is from RefSeq and is a predicted model, not a curated record. The transcript is spliced from 3 exons. The coding region runs from base 1 to 1227 and encodes 408 amino acids.
AUGCCGUUCAUGCGCGACGCUUCGGUGUGCUACACAUUUGAUAUGCGUACGCAGCAGUGGGACUGCCAUCCGAUCAAACUCGUGAACAUCGAUCGACCAAACCCACUGAUUACAUGCGCUAGUGCAAUUGGCGACAAUAUUUAUCUUAUUGGCGGGCGACGAUUACACUCUUAUACACUGUCAAAUGCCAUGCUCAUUCUUAACAUCAAAGACUUCACCUUGCGGCUUGUGGAGGAUGCCACCGGUUAUGCACCACGGCCUCGCCACGAACAUACCGUCGAUGCUGUCCAGGGACGUUAUCUUGUAAUGUUUGGUGGUCUGUGCUACAACUCAAUCGGUGAAAAUGACGUAUUUGUUUAUGAUACUUUUGAGAACCGAUGGUUCUUACCACAAAUUCGAGGGCCAAUUCCUCAUCUACGAUUCGGUCAUGCGAGUACAGUCAACGGGACGGAUUUGUACAUUUACGGAGGAGCCCAAAUUGGCAAUGAUGACGGGUAUGUCAUGUUCAACGAUCUGUACAAGUUGGACUGCAAUACAUGGACAUGGUACAAGUAUGAGCAUCCGGAUGUGGAAAAGUACAUGCGACAGGAGAUUGGACCGGCGAAAACCGACGAUUGGGAGGAGACCAAGGAUCAUAAUUCUAUUUUCACGGCCGGGUUUGGACCGACGGAUCGAUUCCAAGCAUGCAUGUUUGCUUACAAGAAUAAAUUGAUCGUAUUUGGCGGAUUGACGAUCCGACACGACGAGGACGACAACGAAUAUAUGUGGAACUAUUCACUGGAUGAAAUCUGCGUAUUCAAUCCACGCUUACGACUGUGGACAACGAUGGAUGGUAAUUGCCACGGCUUACCUGUAGUGUUAUCUGACAUGAGCACCGCUUUAAUAUCGCAUGGUUGCGGCGGAUUUUACGUCUAUGUCAUCGGUGGACGCAAAAAAGAGAGUGAAGAGAAACGCAUGCGGAUGGUCCAUGAUACCAGUACACUGACUGAGAAGCGGGAAAUUAGCAUGUCCAUUGACGAAGCGGUACCGAAACAGUACAUUGGCGACGACGCCCCUCUACUUCCAUCCUCCAACUCCGGCACCCGUCGAGGAUCUGCCGUGUCUCGUUGGAAAGGAAAAGCGCUCAUCACAUCCACCGGCAAAGCUGGGGGCGUCGAUACUUACGAUGCCAAUUUCAAUUCCGAUCCUGCAAGUAGGUCUUCAUAUUUUAUUAACACGACAUCAUAG